This is a messenger RNA of Hydra vulgaris (swiftwater hydra), 3275 nucleotides long. The record is from RefSeq and is a predicted model, not a curated record. Lineage: Eukaryota; Metazoa; Cnidaria; Hydrozoa; Anthoathecata; Hydridae.
UUAAGAAAAAAACGAAAAAAUGCCCAAUUCAGCUAGGAAUCAUGAUGAAAACAGGAAAGUUGUUUGCCUCCUGUGUCUCAAAAAGGCAAACAGACAGUUCACAACGUUUUUGCAUGAAAAAAUUCAACAAGUCUACAGACAACAAAUCAAUUUUGAAGAUGUAAGAGUAACGCAAGGGCUGUGUGAAACUUGUAGAACUGCUCUGAGGAAACGUUAUGAAGGACAUCCUGGUGAAUUACCAGCUCUUUUUGACUUUGAAACUAUCAUUGUCAAACCACUCGCAAGAGGAAAUCCUUGUGAAUGCUUGAUUUGUCGCAUUGGCCGGUUGAAAUUGACUAAAAAGCACCCUCUUGACACUGACACGAAAGAAGAAAAGAUUUCUGACAAAAGGUGCUCAAAAUGUCUGUCACUAAUUGGUAGGGAUUGCCACAUCAAUGCUCUGUAUCACAGUUUAGAGAGAAUAUAAGAUCUCUGGCAGCCAAUGAUGGUAAAGUUGUGGAACAGAUUGCAUCUUCAUCAAUCACAAGCAAGGAUGCAUCUCCACAUGAAAAAGUUCGACUUUCACAAACCAAGGGUGGGAGAGCAUUGCCUAUAACUCCAGGACCAUCAAGUGCAAAACAGCUAUUCAAGGAUCACCCAGUUGUAACAGCGCAAGAUCUUGCUCAGGUUCAAAUAAACACAGGGUUGUCCAAUAAUGGCAUCAGAAAGCUUGCAACAACAAUCAACAAUGUAAGCAAAACCAACGUCUUGGAGCCAUACAUUGUUAAAAAAUUUCAAAACCUUGGGAAAAAUCUUGAAGCGAGCUUUACUCAGACCACAGCGGCAUUUACAAACGCGGACAAAACAACUUCAAAUUACAUUGUUGCACAUUGCAAGAGUCUCAAUAGUCUUAUUGAAGAUUUACUUUUGACACGGAAUUUUUUUUUCAAACCACGUCAUUAAAUUGGGGAUCGACGGCAGUGGAGGAUUCUUAAAAGUCUGUCUCGGAGUUUGCAUCAAAGUUCAUUUCACAUGCAUCACAAGCAUCAAAGGAUACAGGAGUGAAAAAACAACUUCUUGUGGCUGUGGCUGAAGGAGUUCAAGAAAAUUACAACAAUGUGAAAGUCAUUCUUUCCCUUCUCGACAUUCAAAAGGUCAAUUUUAUUAUCUCUUGUGACAUGAAAAUGGCUAACAUGCUGUGUGGUCUGCAGGCUCAUUCAUCCUCUCAUUCAUGUGCAUGGUGCACAGCGGAAAGUUUUAAUCUUGCGAAUUGUGGUACUCCAAGAACUUUUGGCUCUCUGAAGCAGUCAUUCCAUGCGUUCUCUGCAGCAGGUUCAAAUACCAAAAAUGCAAAGAAAUUUGGAAACGUCGUUCAUGAGCCUGUUCUUUCACUCGAAGAAUCUGCAUUGGUAAUUGAUCUAAUAUCUCCAAUGGAGUUGCAUCUACUUCUUGGAGUGGUCAAUCAUCUUUUUAAGAUUCUGAAAGAUUCAUGCCCAAAGGCAGAUGAAUGGCUUCAAGCAUUGCAUAUACAACAUCAACCCUUUCAUGGUGGACAAUUUGAAGGAAAUUCCUGCAAUAAGUUGCUGAAGAACUUGGAUCUUUUGCAAACAUUGGCUGAAAAAGACAAUGCUUUUCAAGUUUUUCCCAUCAUUGAAACUUUUCGAAAAUUUGCAAAUGUUGUAUCAUCCUGUUUUGGCAACAAGUUGCACAGUCAGUUUGAAGAAAAAAUUGAUGAGUUUCGAGCUUCUUUCCUUGCAUUGCCAAUUGGAACUGUCACAACAAAAACACAUGCUGUGUUUUUCCAUAUAAAGGAAUUUAUCCUGAGGAAAAAGAUGCCACUUGGUAUUUAUAGCAAACAAACAACAGAAGCAAUGCACCAUUGCUUUAGUACAAAUUGGGCAAGGUACAAACGCCCAAUCAGUCAUCCAGAAUAUGGAAAAAGGCUUGUGAUGUGCCUUGUUGAUUUUAACAGCAAAAAUCUUUAAAGAAAACACUGAGCACAAAAUAAAUAGAAUUGGAGAUUUAUGAAUAAAUUAUGUUGACCUUACAUUAGAAAUCUUUAUGUGAGAACAGAAUGUACCUUUUUAUCCCUUUAGAAUAAUGUUUUUUUAUUUAUUGUAUGUAUUUUUGUUUAAAGAAUGCUGUAAAAAUGCAAAAAAUAGAAAUGCUGUCGUUUUACAUAUAUGUGUAAUAAAGGAAAAUUUCAAAAUUGAUUUUCUUUCACGGACGUAGGCAGAUGAUUUUAAUUUUUACAUUUUUGGAAUCCCAUGGUCAUAAGCUUUCACAGAAAUGUUGCGGUUUUCUAGGGUGCGGACUGGACAGUUAUCUCCUAUUUUUGCUAAGAGUGUUCCUCCCCCUAUAAUAUACCUCCCCCCUUCUUCAUAUGCACUUGUACACAAGUUACUCAACUUGGUACACACACACCCUCCCCCUCAGUGCGUACGUAAUAUAUGGAUGGCCCCUAAAAAGAAAAAUUUAAAUGAUGCAAACAACUUUUGCUGAAAAGGUAGCUUCUGUCAGUGUGUUAGAAUUUUAUUGACUAUUCAAAUUAGAAUGAAAGAAAAAAAUGUCAACGCUCAGUAAUCCUUGUGAAAAAAUUUAAAUUUUACCAUUCCAACUAAGAAAUACCACAAAGAAAUGUGACAAAGAAAUUGCCAGAACAUGUUAAAGAAAAAAAUUUUAAAUUUCAUGAGCAUGAGGUAUUUAGCAGAACAGGGAAAAAAGAUUUGUGUGCAUUGGUGCUAGAAAAGUGCAUAUGAAAACUAUUCUUGGUUAUAUAACAGAACUUUUUGCAGAGUAGAAGAAAAAAAAAAUGGAAUUAAAGUUGGAUUUUCUAAAUUCUGUGAGUUAGUCCAAAAUGACGUUAUACUGUUGGUUAUUCAGGCAUCCAUUGUAUUUAUGAUAAACUAUUCACAAGAACUAAAAUUAAUGUUUGCAAGUAGCUGCAGUUACGGUUGACUAUAAAUGUCUGAUGAGUUAGUCCGAAAUGAUGUUAUACUGUUGGUUCUUCAGGCAUCCAUUGUAUUUGUGUAAACUAUUUACAAGAACUAAAGUUAAUGUUUGCAAGUAACCCCAGUUACGGUUGACUAUAAAUGUCUGAUUGAAAAAGUAGUUUACAAUAUUAAAUCUAGAAAAUGUAUGUUUUAUUAUUGUGAUAAAUGUCCAGGGACUAAAAUGGUAAGACUUAUCUGAUGAAACUAUAACUUUUGGAUGAUUGAUAAACACAGAUCAUAAAACUCUGGAAUCUAUGCAAUUAUCAUCAGAAGUCUAUUUAUUCAAUAAUUAAUUAGUUUCCU